AUGUUAAAUCGCCCAGUUACGAUCCCAGAUUCAUGUAUAAAGGUACAUUCGAUUGAAAUCCAUCGCUUCGAUUCAUCCCCAUUCGCUUUUAUACACAGAAAAAAAUCUUCAACCGUUCGUUCGUGCCAGUACGAAAUGUCCUGCGGUAAAGCCUUGAGACAUGAGAAAUUCGAGAAGAAAGUGAAGAAAGAUGAACUGGAUUUCGAAUACUAUUACGGGAAAUUAGCGGAAUGGGAGAGAGCGAAGAAACCGCCAGAGAUUUACAUAUGGCCCUGCAUCGAACGGGCGCCCUAUUGGUUGCUGGAGAAGACCGACGAGAUCAUAAAAAAAAGAAGAAAUUUCCGAUGGAAUCCCUCGUUGAGGAACCGCCCAGAGACAAUCCGUCAGAGACAAUCCUUGUUGGAGAAAGAAAGAUAUGCUAUUGGUAGGAAAAAAAUUCAAACACGACGUUUGUUUGUGGUAUUACAAAACUUAUCCACCUCCGAAUAUCAAAUUCCGGCCCAAAAAAACUCGAAUAAAUAGCGCGAAUAAAGUACCUAAUGAGAGAAAAUCACAAUCGUUUUAUUUAUUCAUUGGAUUC
Molecule: messenger RNA, 580 nt
Organism: Phyllotreta striolata
Lineage: Eukaryota; Metazoa; Arthropoda; Insecta; Coleoptera; Chrysomelidae
Source: the annotation of a GenBank genome assembly